AUGCCCUCGAACCGCCCAGCUCAAGGCAAAAAGCUUGCCUCGAGGUCCCAAGAUGCGACUGCAAUUGCGACUUCGAUUUCUGCCAGACCCUCCCCCAGACCUCCACCUAUCUCGAACCAGAGUCUGUCCAUGACCACCUCUCCACACGACAUGUCCACGUCGAAGGCGUCUACAAGCUCACCCUCCCCUGCCGCAUAUGCUACGGAAGACGAAGAUGAUACGGCGAUGAGGAGAAAUGUCGCCUUUCCUCUGCUACGUCUACCAUUGGAGUUGAGGUUGAAGAUAUACUCGAUGGUAUUCUCUCCAGCGCCCGCAGUGAUCGAUCUCGAUCCACACACAUUCGCCGUCCUUAUCCGUCUGAAGCUGCUGGCUCUGUUCCGCGUAUCACGACAGAUAUACCUCGAAGCAACCCAGCAAUUCUUUAGCACACAUACCUUUCGAUUGUUUCCUACAUACCCAGGACGCUAUUUUAAAACCAAGAAACCACUUCUUGCGCGUCUGCCAGCCCACUAUCGCGCAUCUAUGGCCACCCUCGAACUGCGUCUUGGGCCAGGCUUCAACAAUCCCCCUCGAGGGUGGGUUGUGAAUGACGCGUUAGGUUUGGCAGACUGCGAGAAUGUCAGGGUCUUGAAGGUGUUUGUGGAAUGUGAUCCUAGUGAUGCAAUCUUUCAAGGCUUUCGAAUGGGCGAUGGUGCGUACGAGAAGUUUUCUGCUGCUCUUUUGACAGAGGUUCUAGAUGCUAUACCUAGUGUCCAAGUGGUAGAGUUUGAUGCGUAUCCUUCUGUUGGAAGAACUGGUGACAUGAUGAGUGGUCUGGGCGAAGUUAUUCGCAGGUACAAUAAAGUUGUCGGAUGGGGCCCCGAGCGCGGAUGGUCAGAAGAGAGCGAUCAAGCAUGGUUAGAUGCUGUACUGAUCCAUGGCCUCGGAAAGCGUUUGACGAAGAGUGCGGUGAUAUUUGGCUAG
Messenger RNA from Hymenoscyphus albidus, 963 nucleotides. Lineage: Eukaryota; Fungi; Ascomycota; Leotiomycetes; Helotiales; Helotiaceae. The record is from the annotation of a GenBank genome assembly.